GAGCCAGUGUAGCAGGAAUUGCCACAGAGAUGCACAGGGUCUUUCCAUGAAAGCAGAAAUAACCUCACACACACAGAGACAGUGAAAGGUAAGAGAUACGGGGGCAUCCUCCCUUUUUCACGGCUGGGUGUAUAAUCCGUUCUGCAGACAGAGUGAACAGCAGGGUGGAAGGAUUCAGCACUUAAAAGGAUCUCAGCAUCCAGCGAUGUGUUUUUUGCUGGCCACAUUCACUGACGCUCAGUUCCGGAGAGACUCUGGGAUGCACAUACACUGGAAUGAGGUUUUAUGCAUAACAGGCUUUUCAGAUGAGCUCACGUUGUGAGUGACCCGAGAGACCCUUUUUCCUGCAUAUUUGUCUGUCUCACGAGUAGCCAUGCCUGUUCUCUCACCUACCAAAGGUUUACAUGAGAUGCUAGCCCUCCUCACCUCACAGCUGCAUCCAGAAGCUAAUCAUAAGGAGGACCUGGUCUUCCUCAGAGAGGUGUUCAGUGAGAGAGGCCUCAGCAAUCUUAUGAAAAUCCAUGAGCGACUGAGGCAAUUCCAGCUGCAGAGCCCGACCCCAGUGCUCCACAGCGCCUCCUGCCUGGUAGAGGACGUUGCUGAGGAGCUGCAGAAUGGACCACUGGAAGAGGAUGAGAGAGAGCUAUUGAUGCUUCUGACUGCUCCACAUGUGAAGGCAGUGCUGACAGUACAUGACACGGUGGCGCAGAAGAACUUUGACCCCAUGCUCCCCCCUCUGCCGGAUGAUCUGGAUGAUGAAUUGGAGGAGGAAUCUGUGAAGAUUGUGCGUUUGGUGAAGAACAAAGAGCCUCUGGGUGCGACCAUCCGCAGGGAUGAGGUAACUGGGGCAGUGGUGGUUGCUAGGAUCAUGAGGGGCGGGGCUGCAGACCGCAGUGGUCUGGUGCAUGUUGGAGAUGAGCUAAGAGAGGUCAAUGGAAAUCUCAUCAUACACAAACGUCCUGAGGAGAUCAGUCAGAUUCUGUCUCAGUCUCAGGGCUCGAUCACUCUGAAGAUAAUUCCUGCCAUUAAGGAGGAGGACAGAUUCAAGGAGAGUAAGGUCUAUUUAAGAGCCUUGUUUGACUACACACCGUUUGAGGACAAGGCCACACCCUGUCAGGAGGCGGGACUCCCUUUUACACGUGGAGACAUCCUGCAGGUGGUCAGCAAGGAUGACCCGACAUGGUGGCAGGCCAAACGAGUCGGAGACAGCAACCUGCGUGCCGGCCUCAUUCCCUCAAGACAGUUCCAGGAGAGACGACUGAUGUAUAGGAUUAAAAUGGGAACAUACCAGAGCCCUAAAUCUCCUAGAGCAGCACCAUGUGACCAGAAUAGUGAAAAAGAGGACUGUGACAGUGAAGGCAGUGGCAGUGGACAGCACAUAGUUUCUCCAAAGUGUAAGGUGGUGGCACCAUCCUGUGGCCAGGCCUUUUUCUGGGAGUUUUACUCAGCUGGUCUUAGGAGGAGCUUCAGGCUUAGCCGCAAAGAUCGCCAGGGUUCGCCCACAGAAUCUCGCCCUGCGGAGUCCACCGAGAUUGAGUUCCUCAUAUAUGAAGAGGUGAUUCUACAUCAGAUGAGACCCCAAGAUAAACCAAGACUUGUUGUGCUGAUAGGCUCUCUUGGUGCUCGGAUCAAUGAGCUGAAGCAGAAGGUGAUUGCUGAGAAUCCUCAUCGGUAUUGCGUCGCUGUUCCACACACAACAAGACCCAAGAAGAGCCAUGAGAAGGAGGGUGUAGAAUACCACUUUAUCUCCAAGCAGGCCUUUGAGACUGACAUCCAAUCUAAUAAGUUUAUUGAAUAUGGUGAAUACAAGAGUAACCAAUAUGGGACGAGUCUGGAGUCCAUUCGGAGCGUACUGGAGAGAAAUAAAGUGUGUCUGGUAGAUGUUCAGCCUGAGGCCCUUAAAAUCCUUAGAACGGCAGAGUUUAAGCCCUAUGUCAUCUUUGUAAAGCCACGCAUCCCUGAGAGUCGUCGGCUGCGUAGCACUAGCACAUCACCAGUAAGGGGUGAUAAUGGACACAUGACGGAUGAAGACCUGCAGGACAUGAGACAGUCUGCCGAGCAGAUGGACCAACAAUACGGCCACCAAGUGGACAGGGUCCUUAUAAAAGAGGACUCUGCCAGUGCCUGUGCGGAGCUGAGGAAUAUUCUGGAACGACUCGAGAGGGAGCCACAGUGGGUGCCAGUCAGCUGGGUCCGAUCUUGAUCCUUCCUGUAUUCAAACACUUGCAUUGGUGUAAUGAAAACAGACCAUCUCUGCCUCUGAGUCUGCUGUCUGUCUGUUUUCCUUUCAUCCCUUUGACUGACAUAAUACAAAGAAAUUGUUAUUCUGCUGUAGUAUUGAAGACCUUUAUUUCUAAAAUUUUGCAUUGAAGUAGCAUUGACAAAAAUGUAUCACUAAAAUGCCCCUGAUCUGACUGAUGUCCUUCUUUCUGUUGAGUGAGCUGCACAUAACAAUAUCAUGAUGGAGAGAAAUGGAGGAUAGUACCACUUGGAUUGAGGACAUCAAUGACUUGGGUUUACUCACUGUGUCAAAGCUAUGUUUAUGUCAGGCAAAUGUCUAGUCAUGUGAAGGUCUCUUGGUUUGUUAUCUUCAUCUUAUGCUGGCUGUGUAUAUUUAGUCCAAUGUAAAUGGGAAUGUUGAAAGAUAGCAUAUUGUAUAUUUGCAAAUAAUUUCAGUGUUUAUAUCCGUGCAAAAGCAAAAGGCAAUAUUUCGUAUUUGGUCAAUCUGUCUAUAUUUUGGAUGUAAUUGUCAAUGUUUUUUUUUUUUUUU
Myxocyprinus asiaticus (Chinese sucker) is the source of this 2770-nucleotide messenger RNA. RefSeq names its product MAGUK p55 subfamily member 3-like. The transcript is spliced from 20 exons. Lineage: Eukaryota; Metazoa; Chordata; Actinopteri; Cypriniformes; Catostomidae. Gene Ontology annotation, molecular function: protein binding. The record is from RefSeq and is a predicted model, not a curated record. The coding region runs from base 374 to 2203 and encodes 609 amino acids. Gene Ontology annotation, cellular component: cell-cell junction; plasma membrane.